Molecule: messenger RNA, 1696 nt
Organism: Diuraphis noxia (Russian wheat aphid)
Lineage: Eukaryota; Metazoa; Arthropoda; Insecta; Hemiptera; Aphididae
Product: BBSome complex member BBS7-like
Biological process (GO): cilium assembly; intracellular protein localization; intracellular transport
Cellular component (GO): BBSome; axoneme; membrane
Molecular function (GO): protein binding
Source: RefSeq, a predicted model, not a curated record
AUAAAUCUGAAUUUUCUGAAGUCUCAGAAAAUAGUGUUACCAAAAUUCUUACAGAUGUUACAGAAUCUUCAUUUUUAUUAAUUGAAAAUGACAUAAAAAAUUUGUACUUAACAAYAUGAAGUAAGUUAAAAAUAAAAGUYUUGUUGAAUAACCAAUUUGUUUUACAUUUUGUUAAAAUCAUGUUUAUUAUAAUAAUACCUGUAAAACGGUUUUCAGUAAAAUUAAGGGAUACAUUUUCCCUACUUACUAGGUAUGUUUACAAUUUUAUACCCAUAGCAACCACUGAAUGUAGUCAUUACUUGCAUUAUCAGUGAACUAGUCUUUUAAUAAUGUUGUGAUUUGAUUAAUGCUAUAAAACUAUAAAACAUUAAACAUGGAGCUUUAUAGAGUAGAUUACACAUUGUUAGGCAUGGUUUCUUCUAAUUGCAUGAAGGUUUUGCCGAUUUCUCAAAGUGAUGCAGCUGAAAAGAAGACACAAAAAAUUAUUGUUGGUGAUCAAGAAGGUAUUGUACAAAUGUUUCAAAUUCGAAAAGGGAAAAUUAACAUGUUAUUCAAAACACUGCCUGUAGAAAAAAUAACUGAAGUUUGUUUAGGAGGAGCUCUUGGUACUGUUCAAGAUAAAAUAUUUUUAUCAAUGGGGACAUCAGUUCGUGGCUAUACUAAAAAGGGCAGAAUGUUUCUUAGUUUUGAUACUGGAUUAUUGGAAUCAAUUAAAUGCAUGUAUGUGACUGGAAAUGAACUUUUGGUAUCAGGAAAACAUAUAUUUAGUCACUUUAAUGAUUGCAAAGACAUAAGUACUUAUUUAUGUCCAGAAUUAAUAAAUAGCAUUUUAACAUUAGAUGUAAUAAAGAUGCAAGGUAUAAUGCCUAUUCUAGCUUGUGCAGAUUUAUGUAUUAGAAUACUUGAGGGUUCAACUGUAAAAGAAACAUUUUAUUUAUCAUCAGAGCCAACUAUUUUACAUUUAAUGAAAAACAAUGGAGGUUCAUAUGGAAAUGAAGUUUUAGUGGGACUGCAAAGUGGUCAUAUUGUACUUCUUAAAAUAGAAAAAAAUGCUUCUACGRSUAUACUUUGGGAAAUGGUAACUCAAUCAAAGCAAGGAGCAAUUACAUGUAUUGAUUGUUAUGAAUUUAAUGGAGAGGAUCAUCUUUUAAUCGGUCGUCAAAGUGGUUCGGUUGAAGUUUAUUCAUUAGACUCACAUUCUGUCCCUAUUGAAAAAUAUAAAUAUAGUUGCUCAGAGAGUAUAACUUCAAUUCAAGGUGGAGCUAUAAGAUGUUUUGGUAUUCCAGAAAUUGUUGUCACAACUUUUACAGGUUGGCUUUUUGGAUUAAGUUUCGUUGAUCAACAUAUUGAUAAAGAAAUUGUAUUGGAAUCAUCAAACAUAAUUUUGAACGAUGAAAAACAAAAAAUAUUAGAUAUAAGGACUGAAGUAAGUGAUCUGGAAAGACAAGUUGCUAUAGAAAGAAACAAAUAUUUGGAAUUUACCCAAAAAAGUUCAAGACCUUCUGUUUUACCUUAUUUAGCUGUUAAGAACUCUAUGUUUUUGGAUUCAGAAAAAUUAAUUUAUCAUUUAAUCAUUGAACUUGAAGCUACUAUUGAUAAUGUUUUAUUGCAAUGCAAUUGUUCAAUUAAUUUGAUUGAUAUUGAAAACAAUAAUAAUGCUGUAGUGAGCAAAAGUAAAUGUAAAGAAGAGGUAUAA